AUGGCGGAGAGAAUCGAGCCGACAAUGCUGGACAAGCUCCUCUUCGCGCCUGUACUGGCAAAAGUGCUUGUGGCCACCAUCCUGAGAGCAGUCACAUUGCCACUGACAGCUUUCACCGGAGGAUCAAGAGCCAACCAGCCGAUGAAAGACAUCGUCUUCGCAGCCCUCCGCACGCAACUUUCGUCCAUCAACGCUGCCCAGGAACAAUGGACUCUUGCCACCACAACUGAGAAGAACUACCUGGACUUUGCUGGGAAACAGAAGUUCCAACCUGAAUCCACUGUCUUGAACUCAGGACUGCGAUUGCACUGGCUAGGCCCCAAGACUUCGGAGAAGGUCAUUGUGUUCUUUCAUGGAGGCGGUUAUGUAGUGCCGUGUACCGAUGGACAUAUGAAGUGGCUGCUGCAUCUUCAGACGGAGCUUUCGAAGAAGACGAGCACGAGCACGAGUGUGAUAGUGGUAGGAUAUACGCUUGCGCCACGUGGGCAGUUUCCGAAGCAGCUGCAGCAAGCCGCCGAAACACUGGCGUGGCUGGUGGGUAAGCAGGAGAGACGGCCGAGAGAUAUCAUCCUCAUGGGCGACUCAGCUGGCGGCAACAUGACCCUCUCCCUCCUCUCACACCUAAUACACCCCCACCCCGACGCCAUCAAAAUAACCCUCACCGAACCCCUGGCAACCUCAAUCCUCAUCUCCCCCUGGGCCCGCUUCGACAGCGACUACGACAGCUGGAAACGCAACGCUACAAGCGACAUGAUCCCACCCGCCGGCACACACCGCUGGUCCUCCCUCUUCCUCGGCCCCAAACCCGCCAAUCCCUACAGCGAGCCCUGGCGCGCGGACGAGAAGUGGUGGACAGGCCUUGACAAGGUCACGAGUGAUGUGCUUGUGUGGGGCGGUUCAGCGGAGGUGCUGGUUGAUAGUAUUGAGGAGGUGGGAGGGCAGUUGAAGUCGGCGCAUCCGAGGACUGAGGUUGUUAUUCAGAAGGGUGCAAGUCAUGAGGAUUUUAUUGUGGAUGUGUUGUUGGGGUAUAAGCAUAAAGCGGAGGGGACGAAGGUUAUUGAGAGUUGGCUCAGUGAGAGGAUUUGA
Messenger RNA from Fulvia fulva, 1086 nucleotides. RefSeq lists its product as uncharacterized. Gene Ontology annotation, molecular function: hydrolase activity. The record is from RefSeq and is a predicted model, not a curated record. Lineage: Eukaryota; Fungi; Ascomycota; Dothideomycetes; Mycosphaerellales; Mycosphaerellaceae. The transcript has 2 exons. The coding region runs from base 1 to 1086 and encodes 361 amino acids.